AGUUUGCAGUCUCCCCCCAGGAUGACUAGAGAGUGACGCAGGGCAGACGGAAAAAAACUGGGUCUGAGAAGGAAGCAGGACGGUGGAGAUGACUGGGAAGACUUUGGUUUGAUUUAUUUCACAGGAUUAAGGUCGAUGCACGAGCUGUCUGCACGCUCGGAGAACGCGAGAGCCACAUGCAUGCGGGGUUUCCUGUAACAGCUGAUCAGGAGCCAUCGCCUCAUCCCUGGCGGAUCGUUUUGGAUACAUUCCCAGGUGACGCUGAUUCUGCACAUGGGAAAGUAGCCAGACAUCCUUUUUAUUUCUUCACUGAACACAAGCAGGGUAUUUAGACACCCCCCUCUGUGAUUUCAUCCCAUCUCCAUCAUGAAUUACCUGCGUCGACGGCUUUCGGACAGUAAUUUCAUGUCCAACCUGCCCAAUGGAUACAUGACCGACCUCCAGCGGCCUGAGCCGCCGCAGCAAAGUCCCGCAGUGUCACCCGGCCCGGCGGAGCGUCGCCAGCCCCCCGGCGGCCCGCAGCAGCAGCAGCAGCCGCAGCAGCAGGCUGCCCCUGCAGCAGGCUCCGGUUUCUUCUCCUCCUUAUCCAACGCUGUCAAACAGACUACAGCUGCUGCAGCCGCAACCCUGUCUGAGGCCGCGGAUAGAGCAGGUGUGUCCAGCAACGCCAAGAUCCUCCUGGUCAUCGAUGACCAGCAGACCGACUGGGUGAAGGUUUUCAGAGGAAAAAAGGUCCAUGGUGAAUUUGACAUUAAAGUAGAGCAGGCAGAGUUCUCCGAAAUCAACCUGGUGGCCAACUCUACAGGCACCUACCAUGUGAACAUUGAUGCCAUAAGGAGUGGGCAUAAGGUCAACAAAUCCUUCAGGCCAGACUUUGUUCUGAUGAGACAGCACGCUUUCAGCAUGGACAAGAACGGAGACCAUCGGAACAUGGUGAUCGGACUUCAAUAUGCCGGGGUGCCGAGUGUUAACUCUCUGCAAUCGGUUUAUAACUUCUGUGACAAACCUUGGGUGUUUGCUCAGAUGUCUAGAGUCCACAAGCAGCUGGGAUCAGAGGAGUUCCCACUGAUCGAACAGGUUUACUAUCCAAACCACAAGGAAAUGAUUUCCUCCCCUCAGUUUCCUGUUGUUGUAAAAAUGGGCCAUGCUCACUCAGGAAUGGGAAAGGUGAAAGUGGACAAUCAAUAUGACUUCCAAGACAUUGCUAGCGUUGUGGCGCUGACCAAGACCUAUGCCACAUCUGAGCCAUUUAUUGAUGCCAAGUACGACGUCCGCAUCCAGAAGAUUGGUAACAAUUACAAGGCUUACAUGAGGACUUCUAUUUCUGGCAACUGGAAAACUAACACCGGCUCGUCCAUGCUGGAGCAGGUGGCAAUGUCAGACAAGUACAAACUGUGGGUGGAUGCAUGUGCAGACAUCUUUGGGGGGUUGGAUAUCUGUGCUGUGGAGGCGCUACAUGGUAAAGAUGGCAGAGACUACAUUAUAGAGGUUGAUGACUGUUCGAUGCCACUGAUUGGGGAUCAGCAGGAGGAGGAUCGUGUUCAGAUUGCAGAACUUGUGAUUUCUAAGAUGAACCAGACUGUUCCACGUACCUUGAGCUCCUCAACGGUCCGUGCCUCAGCAGGACAGCCAGCACAGAGAGCGGUUUCUCCUCAGCCAGUCUCACAGCCCAAAGUACCACAGGCCCAACAGCGUCCCUCUCCUCAGGGAGGUCCUCAGCAAAGCCCCCCAACUCAGCAGCGUCCACAGCCUCAAGGCCAACCUCCUUUACAGGCCCAGCAGUCCCCUGUCAGUCCUGGUAUGGGUGAACCCUCCUCGCAGGCUAAAGCUAGCCAAGGACCUUCAGCCCAAUCAAGACCUCCAGGUCAGGGUGCUCCACAGCGAGGCCAAGGAGGUUCCCCUCAAACUCAGAGGCAACAAUCUUUAUCACAACAGAAACCUUCUGCAGGGGGCCCAAGCCAGAAACCUUCAGGUGGGCAAGCGCAACAACAAAGACCUGCCCAGCUUUCUAAACAGCAGUCACAGGGAGGAUCACAGCAGCAGAAGGCACCAGGGCGUCCCGGAGCACCAACCACCCAGCAGCCCAGACCUUCUGCCCAAGGCCAGGGUGGUCCAGGAGAACGUCCCCCUCUCCACCAAAAGCCCCAGCCACCUCAGAAGCCCAGUCAGGAUAGUCCAGCUAUGAGCGGCUCUCCACAACUAAACAAAUCCCAGUCUCUUACCAAUACCUUCAACAUUCCAGAAACCCCAGCGCCACGAGCCAGCCUUAGCCAGGAUGAGGUGAAGGCUGAAACCAUUCGCAAUCUACGCAAAUCUUUUGCCAGUCUCUUCUCAGACUGAGAUGGCACAAGAUCCUCCCAUCCUCCCCCAUUUCCUCCUCCCGCAGAGAAAAACAUGGACAGGCAAACUGAAGGACCGACCCCUUCUUUACCCCCUCAACGAGCAAGGACCAACAGUUAAUGAGAUUGAUAAGAAAGUGUACACUCUUGACAUCCACUGCCCAAACCUAUCGGAGUAAACAAAUACAAUCAGGAUAGGAUGUUUGAAACAUUACUAGCCUCAAAGCCUAAAUGAAUCAUGCACUGAAACUCUUCAACAACACGUGUGCAUUCAACACCAAUACAUUAAAUUAGGAAAAAAUACUGCUCCCUCUUUGUUGGUGCUGUAAAUUCAUUGCGGAUUUUAUGGUAAAAAUGAAAGGACUGCACAAAAAGUAUUGAGACUGGGGGUUAAUGACCCGAUUUAAUGCUUUAGUUCGGGAAUUUCAAUGCAACAACAUGUUGUUGAUAUAACUAUCCCUCAAGUGAUCAUCUCUUCUCUACAAUUAGAAUUUUAAGCAGAAAUUUAAAUGACUUUUCAUCCAAAAUCAAAAAUGUAAUACAUCUCCUUUUGAUCCCCUCUCAGUAGUUUUUGUACAGUCCACCUUGCGUCCCAGUGUUAGCAAACCCUAGAUAUGUUGAAGCUGCUUGCCUUGAUGUUUUAGCUGCAUGUCAACAGGGGGUGAUCGUUGCAGCUUCCUACAUCUCACUUUGGCGCUUGUAACUGUGUCGUCACGCGUAGUCAAAUUAGUUCGUAAAGUAGCUUCGUAAGUGUUGUGAGUACGUCGUCGCUCCCACUUUGCUUCCCUUAUUGGUUUAUUUUUAUUUUUUAUUUUUUUUGCCACGAGACAGUUUAAAAAGGUCCUUUACCGAAAAGCAUGCCUUAGACAGACAAGAGCGUCAGAUCAAAAGGAACUGUCUCAGGGAUGUCCAAUUGAUUGUGAUACUUGUGUGUUGUUGAAGGUCUUAUAUUACACUCGUACUGUGGUUGUUUACAAAUGGUGAAGGACAAGCAUGCUUUUUGGUCAGGUGAAAUGUUCUGUUGUUUCGGAUCCUUUUUGCACACAUAUCAGCAGCAAAACUAUACUUGAAUGCAAUGUCUGAAGUGCACAUUUUCUGGUUCAUUUCUCUCUCAGCUGAUAAAGCAACAAGUCAUUGUUUCAGCUCUGAGGCGCCACCGUGUCAGGGCUACAGAUGAAAACAGCGCAGACAAACACUAGCAACUGUUCAUGUACUGUGUUUGAUGUAACUUGAUUUUUAGAAUAAAGAGAUGGUUCAGGUGUUUUUAAAGGAGUCUCUGAGAAAAAAAUCAUAAGCAGUUAAUACCUUAUCUCCACCUAAUAAUAAGAAAAAGGGAGCCUAAGGGCCGGAAUAUUCUUGCUUUUUAACCUCGCGUUGGCACAGGCAGCAUCUGUGUUCACGUAUUUGCUGCAUGUAGUACUGGAGGAUUCCACUAGGGAACACACACGAUAGAGAGCUGGGUUUGUGGAGUACAACCAAAACAAACAUCAUAGAAGAGAUCAGUAACCAGUUAAUUUUGAGAUCAUGACAGAAAAAGACACAACAGCUGUAUCAUAGAUGGGAUGAAAGGCCGCUAAAUCAGAGAUGGAGUCGCCAUGGUGAGUGUGUCUCGUUUGUUUUGUUAUCUCUGCCUACUGGUUACUCGUACACUGCAGGUUUUAAACGCGUUGCGUUAAUUUUGGAGAACACGCACAAAUGACGCUUCAAAUCAACACAAGUUACGCGAGGCAGCCAUUUCAACCAUGCAUACGCGUUGUUGAAAGGCAAAUACAUUUUAGCCCUAAGUCUCCUCCCCUUCCUGUUGGCUCUUGGGAACGUGAACGGGGAUAUAAAAGCUAUAUUCUGAUCAGCUUUGCCUUACACUCUGAAUCACACACAAGUUGUACUUCAAUUUCAAUGAAAAGUAAUGAUGUGAGUUUUGACUAUUUAUGUCACCUACUUUGAGAUUCAUUAGCUUGUAAAAAUGUGUAGUUAAAAUGCCCAGAAAUCACAAGUCACAUAUCUCACAUCACAGCAGAAUCUCAUGUCCCCCAACGUAGCUGCCACUUUCCACAUGGCCAGAUUUGUGCAUUUAAUGCUCCUUCUUUUGUCCUGGAAGAAGGAUGGGAAUCACGCUAAACUCAGCCAUUUUCGUCUCAUAGUUCUUCUUGUCUGGUCGGAUGGUAUCCAUUUGGUAAGAUUAGCCUUUGGAGUCCUCUACAACCUCAAGUAACUUUUGCCACCUGUCAAAAAAAAAAGCUUUCCUGUCAUCAAAAUGUGUCUUUAGAAUGUUUAAAUCCACGGCACACACCAAACUGGAUCAGAAAAUAACUUUUAUUAAUAGCAGCAGGGGAUCGGUGGACUGGAAGUAGAUGGGCGUGGCUUAGGCUCCCUAUAGAGAUUAUUUCUGACCAAACACACAAGUGUACAACUUUUCUUUUGCCUUAAAACUUCUAAUCUCAAAACUUUCACAGCCGUUCAUGCCAAAGCUACUUCAUAAACCUUUGCUCCAUUGUUGGUUUCAAAUGACAUAGUUAUUUUGGCAGGGCAUUCUGGAAAUCUUUAACUGGAAGUGUCACUAUGAACUAGAAAUUAUAUGUAGUCACUAUUGUUUCUGCCAAUAACCUCAAAAUCAGUAAGACUUUAACUGUUUAUAACUUUUCCACAGAAGCCCGCUUUAACAUUUCUGAACUCUGCCUUUCAGUGAAUGUACGUUAGGCUCUAGAGAAUGUCGGACUGAUUCUAGGAGUUAUCUGUAGUUCAUGAAGAUUUGCUUUUCUGUAAGUUUCAAUCAGUUUCUGCUUCCAGGGACUUUAUGCUUCUUGCUUUUGUAAUGGAGAUCAUAUUUCCAAGUACACAGCCAAGGAAUGCUACAUUCAUGAGAUUCAGUGAUACAAUAAAGAAAAUACAAUGUUAAGUCAGAGAUGUGCAGUUGUCUCAUCCAGCCAGCCAUCCUUUGCACUAACAAAGCUUCCUUAGAUCAAUGUGAAAUUUCUGGCUGCUGAGAAACAAUUUUAUGUUCAGACACCGAACACGUCUUCCAGACAGAGUGAACUGUGUUGGAAAUGUUGCAACAAUAUGGCAAUAUUCUGCUCUUUAGAGAAGAAAUUAGUGGUCAGACAUACAUAGAAGCCCUUAUUUCCCCUGCAGACUCCAUGCUGCCUGUGCUUAUAGGUCUGUUUGUGUAGCCACAGUGACCCCUUGUGCUCAAUGGUGCAUAAACAUGUGAAUGUUCUGUGAGUGUUCAAACCAAGUAGAUAUGUUGUACAGAGUUCAGAGUGAUGCAGAUUUUCACCUCGCUCUCUGCUGCUGUUUGUGCUUGUUGAUAUUAGAUGUGUGUGUCUCUGUUUUGUUUCUUACAUUUAGUAAUUUGAAUCAUUUUUUGCCUCACGUUCUUCUAUAAAGGCUAGGGUCUGUGGCUUGUAAGUUUAUGCAUCAGUGAUUCAGGGGUUCAUUUGAAACUUUUACUGCAACCCAGUGUCAGUGCUUAUUUGUCCAGGUGAUCCCAGCAAGUGCAGUACUUCUUACACUUAGUGUGUAUUUGGACAAAAUUGAACUGUCAGGUUUGGCUUAGAUGUCUCUCAGAAGCCUUCCUGACAUUAAAAUGAGCUGGGACAGCAAUGCAAAUUUGUAGUUUUCUUUAUUUGACUUUUAAUGUUUAAGGUUUGGAUCGUGGUGCAUAUAUUUGACUAUGAAUGUACUUUUAUUUUAAUUUUCUUCCAGUAAAUAUUUUUUUUUGUUUUCCAAUUGCACAGUAUAAUCAUUGUGAAAAAAUGGAAUCAUAUGAAUUUGUGAAUGAGUGAAAAGUAUCAGUAAAUGCCUGCCAUACUUAAAUAUGCACACCAUAAAUGUAAGUGCAGAAAGUUUUUGUUGAUCCAGAAGUAAGACAAAUGUGUUAUAUAAUUCAUGGUGGAGUACUGAGUUAAAUGUAUAAAAAGGAAUAUAAAUGUUAUAUGCAAUGUAGCUAUAUCAUGUGAUAAUGAAAAUGUUAUUGAAACAUGCAAAUGUCUAAUAAAGUCUAUGACCAACAACAAA
Nothobranchius furzeri (turquoise killifish) is the source of this 6353-nucleotide messenger RNA. It is a transcript of the gene syn1, whose product is annotated as synapsin I. Gene Ontology annotation, cellular component: synaptic vesicle; synaptic vesicle membrane. Gene Ontology annotation, molecular function: ATP binding. NCBI's taxonomy places the organism in Eukaryota, Metazoa, Chordata, Actinopteri, Cyprinodontiformes, Nothobranchiidae. The record is from RefSeq and is a predicted model, not a curated record. Gene Ontology annotation, biological process: neurotransmitter secretion.